CCGGACAAAGAUGUGUCAUCCUCAAAUUUACAUUACAUUCAUAUGGACCAAGUGUACGAAUUACUUUACAAUUCGAACGACACGGAGAAUGAAGUAAACUUCGUUGAUAUGGGUCGUCAAGGAGCGUACGGUAUGAUUACUGAACUGGCAGAGUUUACCCAAAUGUUUUGCUUUGGACAAAUAACGUCAAAGGGAUGGAAACAGUUGGAGAAUUAUCCAAAUGACUUUAAGUUCGAUUUAAUCAUCUACGAUUACGUAAUGGGCGGGUGCCUGAUUGCAUUCGCGAAUAAAUUCAUGGAUGUUCCAAUAAUCGGUGUGACUGCAGCGAAUGACAAUUUCAAAGUAAACCUUUUUUCUCCGCACGCAAUUGUACCGGCCAUCAGUCCCUACGCGUACAUCGAUCAUGAUCCGACAACAUUCCUGGGCCGAGCCUUCAACUUUGCAGUGCAUAUGGCAGAUAGAGUUUGUACCCAGUACCAUACAAUUCCGAAAGUCACAGCCCUCAUACGCGCAUCGACUUCGUUUACUGAUUCGCCCAGUAUGUUGGAAUUGGGAUCGAGAUCCAUUCUGUAUAUGACCAAUUACGAUCCAUCGGUUGACGGGAUACAACAACUUCCGCCGAAUGUAAUUCCAGUUGGUGGACUACAGAUCAAACCGGCAAAUCAGUUGCCAGAGGAUCUUCAAUCACUCGCCGAUGGUGCCACAAAUGGACUUAUACUAUUCUCGUUGGGCACAAACGUGAGAGGGGAAAUGUUGGGCAACGAGAGAGUAACCAACAUUUUGGAGUCUUUUCGAAAACUUGCGAAUUACAUUAUCAUUUGGAAAAUUGAUUUAGAAGAAUUUCCAGUACCAUUGCCAUCGAAUGUAGUCGUACGCCGAUGGGUUCCUCAAAAUGAUAUUCUUGGACAUAAAAAUACCAAAUUAUUCAUCACCCAUGGUGGUCUGCUGAGCACACAAGAAUCUAUUUAUCACGGCGUACCAAUGCUCGGAAUACCGAUAUUCUUCGAUCAAUUCACGAACAUUCGCAGAUCGGUUGCUAACGGAUUCGCCGAUGUGCUCUAUGUGAACGAUAUCUCCACUGAAAGCCUAUACACAAAACUCGACAACUUACUAACCCAGCCAAAGUAUCGUGAAAAAAUUGAGCGUGCGUCGGCAACGUUCCGUGAUCAAAAAGAAACACCGCUGGAACGUGCAUUGUGGUGGAUUGAUUGGGUGCUGAGGAAUCCGAACACCGACCACUUUCGAUCGAAGAACAAUUUGCACUUCUUGCAAUUGGAAUCAUUUGACGUUAUCGUAUUCAUCACGGCUGUGCUACUCAUGAUCGUUUACGGAUGUGGAUGGUUCGUCAAGAUGCUUGUUGGGUGUAUCGUUGGAAGUGGAAAGUCCAAUAAAAGUAAAAGAGAUUGAACUUUUGUUGAGUAUUAAGUGUUAGAACUUUCAGGAUCCGUGGAUGAGACUACGCCAGACCGAAAUAGUAAGACGUCUGUUUUAGAGUAAUGACCUAGAGACAAUGUUUAUUCAAGCUCUAUAUAAUGAAAUGACACCAAUGAUAACGGAUGGGCAUGACGUUGUUAACGUUAGAAGCUACGAUGAUAAUUCACAAUGACAACACUCCCUCUUAAUGUUAACUAAGUCAUCAAAAAAUAAAAUUCAAGAAAUUGAUCGACUAGAAAUUCUAAGAUGCAAACACAAAAAAUAAUUCAAAAUAGCUAAGCCUGAAUGCAAAGAAUUAAAUCAAAAAUCAUACCCAAUCCUUCAGCACAAAACAAAUGUUUCUCUUGGUUCAAAGAUUUAGAUAAAAUAUCAGCCAACAUAUCCUCAGUCGGUAAAUG
Molecule: messenger RNA, 1832 nt
Organism: Bradysia coprophila
Lineage: Eukaryota; Metazoa; Arthropoda; Insecta; Diptera; Sciaridae
Product: UDP-glycosyltransferase UGT5-like
Molecular function (GO): UDP-glycosyltransferase activity
Source: RefSeq, a predicted model, not a curated record